GCCAAAGUCUCACUCAUCACAUCUCGGACUGAUCAUCGUCCCUCCUUGACAACAACAACUCUUGUAUAUCAACUUCACUCACACUCAUCUCAUAAAACAACAAGCAUCAUCACAAUGUUCCGCAACGCCCUCCGUGCCGCCGCUCCCCUCGCCUCGUCGUCCCUCGCACGGCCGACCCUCCGCGCCGCCCCCCGCGCAGCGGCUCGCGUCACCGUGGCCGUUCCCCAGCGCCGCUCGUACCACGAGAAGGUCAUUGACCACUACGAGAACCCCCGUAAUGUCGGAAACAUGAACAAGACCGACGAGGACGUCGGAACUGGUCUCGUCGGUGCCCCCGCCUGCGGAGAUGUCAUGAAGCUGCAGAUUCGUGUCGACGGCGACGGAAAGAUCAUUGAUACCAAGUUCAAGACGUUUGGCUGCGGCUCCGCCAUCGCCUCGUCUUCCUACAUCACCGAGUACGUCAAGGGCAUGACCCUUGACGAGGCUGCUCAGGUCAAGAACACUGUCAUCGCCAAGGAGCUUUCGCUUCCUCCUGUCAAGCUCCACUGCUCGCUCCUCGCCGAGGACGCGAUCAAGUCUGCCAUCAAGGACUACCAGCAGAAGCGUGCCAAGCGCCUCGCUCAGGCUCAGGCCGCGUCCGCCGCCUCGCAACCACAGGCCCAGGCCGCCCACGCCUAAACGCGGCGUUGCAUUCCUAGUAUCUCGCGAUCGGGGGAACAGCAGAGGGUCGCGCGAGAAGUGUAGCAAAAACCACAGAAUUUAAGUGUGCCACCGGCGUGCGUGUCGUACGGUGAGCGAGCCGAGGCGACCGACGAACAGAACUCGGCGGAUGAGCGAGUAGGGAGUGCGUGGAUCCCACCAGAGAGAGGUCCCACUCAUAUGACAGCUUUGUUUGCAUCGAUGCAGAUGCGUGUUGCGUGUACGGGGAACGGGGAGGCGGGCAGCUGGCCGUAGAUGUCAGUGGCGACGCGGUGGCUUGCCUGCACUCGUUUCUUGUCUCGAUUGCAGCCGUGUCAACAGAAGCGCGCCGGUUACGCCUGAUUGACGGGAAAUUUGCGAGCCGAGCGCGGGGGCGGGUGGGGAUCGAUGCACCGACCGGAUCACGCCAGCGGUUAGUAACUGGGCGGGGGUGUGUGAGGGAGGAGGGACGGACGCCCCUUCGAGGACAUGACAACGCGUCACGGACCAGCCGCUCGGCCUGUGCGAGAGUGAUGCGGACAGCGACGAGGAAAGCGAACGCAGCCCGCGUGAGGCGUAGUCAGCAC
Molecule: messenger RNA, 1265 nt
Organism: Vanrija pseudolonga
Lineage: Eukaryota; Fungi; Basidiomycota; Tremellomycetes; Trichosporonales; Trichosporonaceae
Gene: ISU1
Product: Iron sulfur cluster assembly protein 1, mitochondrial
Exons: 5
Coding region: 115-678 (187 amino acids)
Biological process (GO): intracellular iron ion homeostasis; iron-sulfur cluster assembly
Cellular component (GO): cytoplasm; mitochondrial matrix
Molecular function (GO): 2 iron, 2 sulfur cluster binding; ferrous iron binding
Source: RefSeq, a predicted model, not a curated record